AUGGUUUCCGAAUUGUUUCAACAAAAGGCUGAUGCCGUUUCCCACAUGAAAAACAGACCUACUGAUGAUGAGAUGUUGCAGUUGUAUGGUCUCUACAAGCAAGCCACCGUCGGUGACAACGGCACAACCAAGCCGGGAUUGUUCGACUUCAAGGGCAAGUACAAGUGGGAAUCUUGGGAUGAAUUGAAAGGCAUGAGCCAAGAAGAGGCAGAAAAAAAGUAUAUUGAGUUGGUUGACAAUUUGCUCGCCAAGUACGAUAACUGA
This is a messenger RNA of Brettanomyces nanus, 264 nucleotides long. It is a transcript of the gene ACB2, whose product is annotated as Acyl-CoA-binding protein 2. NCBI's taxonomy places the organism in Eukaryota, Fungi, Ascomycota, Pichiomycetes, Pichiales, Pichiaceae. Bases 1 to 264 code for a protein of 87 amino acids. The transcript has 2 exons. Gene Ontology annotation, biological process: fatty acid metabolic process. Gene Ontology annotation, molecular function: long-chain fatty acyl-CoA binding. The record is from RefSeq and is a predicted model, not a curated record.